AUGGACGUCAAUUACCCACUCUUCGAAUUCAAUGCGUCUGAUGACCUUUGGGCUCAGGACUUUUUUGAACCAGGUUAUACGAGCAUGCCUGGUCCAUCCGGACCAGUGACCUUGCAAGUCAUGAUACGUUCCGCUCAAGGCGACCGCGUUGCUGGGCGUCAAGUAUUUGAAUACCUACGUGGCUCCGGUACAGGGGCAGUCCAAGACCGUGCGGGGUCGCGUGAUGAGAUCAACUCCAUGGGCAAUUUGGAGACUAUCCCACCCCACAAUUUCAACGGCAAAAAUUACCCAGCUGGGCGCAUUGUUCUAGGCACACAUGGGGCCCAAAAGCCAUAUAUCUUGAAAUACAUGCUGGCACAAGAAAUUCAAGAUCCUCUGCUGUUUGAUACCAACUGGCUUGCGGUCGGACAUGUCGACGAGAUGCUCCAAUUUCUUCCUGCCAAUAAUUCUCUCGGAUGGGCCAUGCUCGUCCCUGAUCCACAGGCAGGCAGGCCUGGCUAUAUUACGAAAGACUCAGUCAACCGGUUAUGGCAAUAUCCGGGCCUUUUCUCGCCAAAAUGA
Molecule: messenger RNA, 561 nt
Organism: Histoplasma mississippiense
Lineage: Eukaryota; Fungi; Ascomycota; Eurotiomycetes; Onygenales; Ajellomycetaceae
Exons: 1
Coding region: 1-561 (186 amino acids)
Cellular component (GO): cytoplasm
Molecular function (GO): calcium ion binding; protein-arginine deiminase activity
Source: RefSeq, a predicted model, not a curated record